UUCGUCGGUAACGAGGAAAAAAAAAACUGUUCAGAGGAGUCGCGUCGUUUUCCUCCAUCUUCUUCCGCUCUCCGCUCUCCUCUUCCGCCCGCCCCGCCCCGCACCGCACCACCCUCGCCGCCGCCGCAUCAGCCGCCACGAUGCACAAGACGGCGCAGGCCUGGUUUACCGGCGGCACCGCCGCCUCUUCCGCGGCCGCCAGCGAGUCGCAGCCGUCCCUACUCGCCGACUGGAAUUCCUACGCCGCCGCCCGCUCCGACGCCUCCUCCUCCUCCUCCCCGCUCUCCUUCGACAUCGAGGCCGCCGUCCGCUCCGCCAACGAUACCGUCUCCGGCACCUUCAGCUCGGUGACCAAGGGCGUGCGGGAGCUGCCAGGGAGCUUCCAGAGCGCGACUAGCAGCUUCCCCUCGGGCAGGGCGCUCAUGUACUUCAGCCUUUUCCUCGCCACCGGCAUCUUCUUCAUCUUCAUCGCCUUCGCGCUCUUCCUCCCCGUCAUGGUGCUCAUGCCGCAGAAGUUCGCCCUCAGCUUCACACUCGGAUGCGCACUCAUCAUCGCCUCGCUCUUCGCGCUCAAGGGGCCAGCCAACCAGCUCGCCCACAUGACCACCAAGGAGAGGCUACCAUUCUCAGUGGGUUUUAUUGGAUGCAUGGUUGGUACGAUUUAUGUUUCUAUGGUGCUUCACAGCUAUUUCCUCUCUGUGAUCUUCUCAGUCCUUCAGGUUCUGGCCCUUGCAUAUUAUACCAUAUCCUACUUCCCCGGAGGAUCUAGUGGAUUGAAAUUCAUCUCUUCCGGUCUUUUGUCUUCGGUGACAAGUUGUUUUGGUCGAUAAUAGUAGCAUGUUGUACAUUUACUUGUUUUUGUAUGUAGUUGCUGAUCAUCUUCCCGAUAGAGAUUUCAUGACCCCAAAACCCCUCUCCAGUCAUUACGUUGUUUCCAUCUAGACUUGGAUGGGUGUUGGAUAUAGAUUAUAGAGUGAAAUGGGUUUGUGGUGUCUCUUAUCUCAAUGUUCCUUGUGUCUUCAUAUUGUGCAAAGAAAUCUGUAACGGGCUCGAGGCACGGACGCUGUGGGCCAUGUUGGUUAUAUUGCUAUUCUAGAAUUGCUGAUA
This is a messenger RNA of Panicum virgatum (switchgrass), 1107 nucleotides long. RefSeq names its product protein transport protein SFT2-like. Gene Ontology annotation, biological process: vesicle-mediated transport. The record is from RefSeq and is a predicted model, not a curated record. Gene Ontology annotation, cellular component: membrane. Lineage: Eukaryota; Viridiplantae; Streptophyta; Magnoliopsida; Poales; Poaceae. Bases 141 to 830 code for a protein of 229 amino acids. The transcript has 4 exons.